Hydractinia symbiolongicarpus is the source of this 775-nucleotide messenger RNA. RefSeq lists its product as uncharacterized. Lineage: Eukaryota; Metazoa; Cnidaria; Hydrozoa; Anthoathecata; Hydractiniidae. The transcript is spliced from 4 exons. The record is from RefSeq and is a predicted model, not a curated record. Bases 56 to 652 code for a protein of 198 amino acids.
UAACCAAGGCUACCCUAGUCUGUAUAUAUAUAUAUUUGAAUAAAAACUUGCUAUUAUGUGGGAUAUACCAAACAUGCAAGAUAAUGAUGACGAGGAUGAUAUACCCAUUGGUAAUUUGUUUGCAAGAAGGAUGUUAUCCAGGCCCACAACAACAAGAAGUUACAGAAAUCCAAAGUCGUCAAACAACUCCGUAACUGACUAUGCUGAUCAAGAUUUGUCAAGUGAGAUCAAUGCCAUAAUUGGUGGCGCCCCAGUUAUUGAAACAAAAUGUAGUUGCAAAGGUUCCUGCCAAAAAAGGUGUGACUGUCGUAAAAUUGGGGUAAAAUGCACAGUUGGAUUUUGCCUAUGUGAUCCAUGUAAAUGCAAAAACUUCAGAGAGCAGGCUGCUGUAGUUAGUUCAAAUUUAGUAGAUGGGAAUAGUUACAAUGAUACAACUAGUAAUGGAUCAACAGAACCAGAAGAUGCAGUGGAAAAUAUUUCCUGUAAGUGCAAAGGUCGUUGUAUCCGAUGUCCUUGCAGAAAUAAUGGCAGCAAUUGUGAUGAUCAGUUUUGUGCUUGUGACAUAACAAAAUGUAAAAAUAAAAACGAAAUAGUAAGUACCAGCACAUUUCUGUGUAUAAUACCUAUAAAACAAAAUAUAAAAAAGUGUUAAUAAGUAUUUAUAUGUGUAUAUGGAAUAUGGUAGGUCACAUCCAGUAGAAAACGAAAAUAUAUUAGACCAGCUGAUGUUGGUGAUUUAUUAUCAAAAAGAUCAGCAGACACAAAGGAUGAAUGU